AAAUCUGUGAAGGCGGUGCUAGUACUUUUCCCAGUCUAAAUCUCAUACCAGCUCUUACGGCUUCUCUUUUGCAAGAAACUUUUACUUGAGGAUUACCCUGAGAAGGCAGCACCGAGGCUCGCUGCGUAUCUUCGGCAAACCCACCAAAUUCUUCCAAGGCAUCUCGUUAGAGAGUAACUCAGAGAGAGAAGAGACCAAAAAAAAAACCCCCCAAAAACAAACCGAGAGACAUGGCUGACCCAUGGCAGGAAUCAUUCGACCAUGCUGUUGCUGUCGCCCGGAAAGCUGGGGAGGUAAUUAGGAACGCUCUGCAGAAUGAGGUGAAGGUUAUGACGAAGAGCUCAUCGGUGGAUCUCGUCACGCAGACGGACCAGAGGGUGGAGAAAAUCAUCAUCAGCUCCGUUAAAGAAAAGUUCCCCAAUCACAGCUUCAUUGGGGAGGAGUCCGUAGCAGCUGGCCUGCCGUGUAUAUUGACUGACAACCCUACAUGGAUCAUAGACCCUGUGGAUGGCACCACAAACUUCGUGCACGGGUUCCCUUUUGUGGCAGUGUCUAUUGGGUUUGCUGUAAAUAAAGCGCUGGAGUUCGGUGUGGUGUAUAGCUGCUUAGAAGACAAGAUGUACACAGGAAGGAAGGGAAAGGGAGCUUUCUGUGAUGGAGAAAGACUGCAGGUUUCUGAUGUGACAGAGAUCAAGAAGUCUAUGAUCAUCAGUGAGCUUGGAUCUAACAGGGAUAAAGAAAGAGUUACCAAGAUCUUCUCCACCAUGCAGAAGAUCCUCUGCAUCCCUGUGCACGGGCUGCGUGGCUCAGGGACAGCGGCCACUAACAUGUGCCUGGUUGCGUCUGGAGCUGUGGAGGCCUUCUUUGAGAUUGGGAUCCAUUGCUGGGAUAUUGCCGCCGGAGCCGUUAUAGUCACAGAAGCUGGAGGGGUGUUACUCGAUGUCGAUGGUGGGCCUUUUGACCUUAUGUCUCGGAGGAUGGUUUCAGCAAACAACAAAACUAUUGCCGAUCGAAUCAUCAAGGAAAUUGACAUAUUUGAAGCGGAGAGGGAUGAUGCUCCAAAGAAGAAAUGAGAGGAUUUGUCUACCCGGUUACAUUGAAUUAGAUCAUUGAAGCACAUUUUUUUUUGCAUUAUAGGUGGCAUUUUUACAUUUUCAAGAUAAUUCUGUGUUUAUAAUGGUGUACAUCCAAGAGAGUACAGCAGUAGCUGAAGUCAAUAUUCAUUCAGAUAUGGAAUAAACCACAUAUAACUUAAAUGACAUCAUUAUCCUCAAUGCUUAAUGUUGGAUUACAGCUCUCUUUUUUUAAGCCAAAAUUUCUUGUAUGUUAUUUCCACAACCAUACUAAUUGAACAUGAGAUAAAGCAAUUGAAUGCCCUGUAUUGUCUGAAUAAAGUUACUGUACCGUCA
This is a messenger RNA of Lampris incognitus (smalleye Pacific opah), 1409 nucleotides long. RefSeq names its product inositol monophosphatase 1-like. The coding region runs from base 231 to 1073 and encodes 280 amino acids. Gene Ontology annotation, molecular function: inositol monophosphate 1-phosphatase activity. NCBI's taxonomy places the organism in Eukaryota, Metazoa, Chordata, Actinopteri, Lampriformes, Lampridae. Gene Ontology annotation, biological process: inositol metabolic process; signal transduction; phosphatidylinositol phosphate biosynthetic process. The transcript is spliced from 9 exons. The record is from RefSeq and is a predicted model, not a curated record.